Messenger RNA from Zygosaccharomyces rouxii, 1140 nucleotides. RefSeq names its product aldo/keto reductase. The transcript has a single exon. The record is from RefSeq and is a predicted model, not a curated record. NCBI's taxonomy places the organism in Eukaryota, Fungi, Ascomycota, Saccharomycetes, Saccharomycetales, Saccharomycetaceae. The coding region runs from base 1 to 1140 and encodes 379 amino acids.
AUGAAAAAGAUAUAUAAAGGGAACCCUCGAGCAGCCCACAUAACACUCGAUGGCCCUCCUCAUGAAAGAUCAUCAAGGAGAACUUCGAAAGUAAAGUAUACUGAGAUAAUCAUGUCAAUUGCUCAGCAGGUUCGUUUUGGUAACACCGGUCUAAAGAUUUCACCCAUUGUGGUUGGAUGCAUGUCAUUCGGAUCCAAAGAAUGGGCCGAUUGGCUCAUUGAAGAUAAGGAAGAGGUCUUUAAGAUUCUAAAGCGUGCCUACGACCGUGGAUUAAGAACUUAUGAUACCGCUGAUGUUUAUUCCAAUGGGUUGAGUGAACGUAUUUUGGGUGAAUUCUUGCGCCAUUACAACAUUAACAGGGAAACUGUUGUUAUUUUAACCAAGGUGUUUUUCCCUACUGAUGAAAGCAUUCAUGUGACAAGCAAGUUUGAUUUUAGUGAGCAGGAAUUGCUUACACUCACCAAUCAAAGAGGUUUGUCCCGUAAGCACAUCUUGGCUGGUGUCAAGGCUUCCAUUGAGAGGUUAGGUACGUAUAUCGAUGUUUUACAAAUUCACAGAUUAGACCAUGAAACUCCAAUGGAAGAGAUUAUGAGAGCCUUAAACGAUGUUGUCACCCAGGGCGAUGUUCGUUACAUUGGUGCCUCUUCCAUGUUGGCCACUGAAUUCGCCGAAUUGAACUUUAUCGCUGAGCGUCACGAUUGGUUUAAGUUUGUCAGUUCACAAUCCUAUUACAGUUUAUUGUACAGAGAGGAUGAACGUGAAUUGAUUCCAUUUGCUAAACGUCACGGUAUCGCAUUAAUCCCAUGGUCACCAUUGUCUGGUGGUGCUUUAACAAGACCAUUGGGCGGAACAUCUAAUCGGUCCCAGACUGAUAACUUUAAGGGCAUCCUUGGUGUAGACAAUCUAAAAGAUAACGAAAAGGAGAUUGUCAAUCGUUUGGAAAAGGUCGCCAAUGAAAAGGGUCAAUCCAUGGCUGCAGUGGCUACAGCCUGGGUACUACACAAGGGUUGCAACCCAAUUAUUGGUUUUAACUCUAUAAAACGUGUUGAUCAAGCAUUGGAUGCAUUGGAAGUGAAACUCUCUGAACAAGAGAUUAGCUAUUUGGAAGAGCCUUACCUACCUCGUAAUCUGGUUAUGUAG